Solanum lycopersicum (tomato) is the source of this 1042-nucleotide messenger RNA. RefSeq lists its product as uncharacterized. Gene Ontology annotation, molecular function: aminoacyl-tRNA deacylase activity. Lineage: Eukaryota; Viridiplantae; Streptophyta; Magnoliopsida; Solanales; Solanaceae. The record is from RefSeq and is a predicted model, not a curated record.
UUAGAGCUCGAAUAUUUCGAAGCAAUACUAAUCGUAAAAACAGAAACAUUUUGUAGUCCAAUAGCCACAAAGUACCAAAGGGUAAGAGUUGAGGGGGCAAUGGAGUCAUUUGCAGAUUUGGAGCGACUCCAGACCCGAAUCCUUCAACGAAUAACAAACCUCGAGCUCUCUCUUCUUCCUACCGGCGAUACUCCUCUCUCCGCCGCCAGUACCGCGGUCGCCGACGACACCACCACCGUGGACUGCCUAUCCUCCAUUCUCCUCGGGAAUGGCGUCAGAGAUUUCUGCUUCAAGCGUGUUGCCUCUGAUUACUAUGAUUGGCCUCUCGAAGCUCGUCGUGAUGUUUUAGGCGCUGCAUCCGUUCACCAUCUCUGCAAAAGCAUUGUUCUGGUAAAUACUCAAGCCCCAUCUAAUAUCACUGAUUGUAGUGAUCGUAACAAUUCAAAGUACUAUGUCGUAGUUGUACAGUAUACUGCUAGAUUUAAUGCUGAGACUGUGAAGAAUUUCCUAUACACACUCAAUGAUGGCAAGAUAGCCAAAAAGAAAUUCAACAUGAGACUUGCUCCCGAGGAGACAUCAAUCAAACUGACUGGUUUUGAACACAAUGGAGUUACGUGUGUUGGCAUGAAAACAGAUAUACCGGUGAUUUUGGAUGAAGCAAUUGCCAAACUCAGCCCUGACUUCUUCUGGUUAGGAGGCGGUGAGAUUGAUCUUAAACUGGGGGUGAGGACUUCAGAAUUCAUCAAGUUUGUUAAACCUUUCAUCGUCAACUGCAGCGGUGCUUAGAUUGACCCCAUUCCUCGAAAAGCCUGUGCCAUUUUGAGGUUUGAACUUGUAUCGAUAUUAAAUUUGUACUUCUACGGUUAUUUUACCAUUUCCUUGCUGGAUUAUCAAGAUCUUUACACAAAUGGUUGGUCGGAUUCACUGCUUACUUUUCCGAGCUGUAGCUGGUGAGUGAGGGGUGCGCGAGUACUCCAUUGGUGUUCUUUGUCUUAGUGUUAUCUUGAGAAGAAUGAAUGAAGUAACGACUCUUGGAGUGAAA